Messenger RNA from Pocillopora meandrina, 10681 nucleotides. The record is from the annotation of a GenBank genome assembly. Lineage: Eukaryota; Metazoa; Cnidaria; Anthozoa; Scleractinia; Pocilloporidae.
UAGGAUGUUUAGCGUUUAAUACUGAAGCGACCCACGUCCUCUGUUUGUCUUCAGAGUAUAGUUUGUCGGCUUCUUAGCGGGUAAAAACUGAAAUUCAUACGUGAGGAAGGUUGAAGAGGACGAAGUCUCAGUGAUUUAAGGUAAGGUAUGCUCGACUUCCGUCAGUUUCGUGCCCAAAAAAGGUGAUAGAAUAGUCAAUGGCGUCUCUUCCAUUUUGUCUCGUGGCUUUGGUUGCUUCACUCAUCUUUAAAGAUAAUUACUUUGUGGUCUAGCAGUUAUUCCCAUCAAGAAAUCAUAGAUUUUAUUGUCAUAGAAGAAUUUAUAGGCGAGCGAGGAAUCGUUUUAAUGUCAAACAUGAUCCACUUAUGUAAUUAACACUUUCAAUUUGAAAUCGCUAAGGAAAUAUGUACGCAGUUUAUUUGAAACUUUUCGCAAGGCUUAUUCAGCGAGAAGGCACAAUUGUAUUUUGAGGUGCGGUGUGAUCGGAUUGAUAACAAACAAACUGUAAAUGAAAGAGAAAUAACUUGAGGCAACUUUAAGCUGAAGUGUUGCUGUACUCGAAUAUAAUUAAAACGACAGAUGAUAGCGUGGCAAAGUCGCUUUCCAUAUGGAGAUGAUAUAAUUUUUCAAUUAUUUCCCUUUGCGAUUAAGUUACGAACUGCUUUGUAGUAAACGGCCAUAAAGUAGCUGUUAAAUGUAAUGUUAAGUUAAAGCUUCUUCGCCUCGUAUGUACAGGAGGAUGUUCUUCGUUCCUAAAAGGCCUGUGCGUGUUAGAAAUGUAAGACUUAUCAGUCUGGAUGUAAAUAAUGGGAAUUUUUGUGUCUGAUUUUUCAAUUAUUUCCCUUUGCGAUUAAGUUACGAACUGCUUUGUAGUAAACGGCCAGAAAGUAGCUGUUAAAUGUAAUGUUAAGUUAAAGCUUCUUCGCCUCGUAUGUACAGGAGGGUGUUCUUCGUUCCUAAAAGGCCUGUGCGUGUUAGAAAUGUAAGACUUAUCAGUCUGGAUGUAAACAAUGAGAAUUUUUGUGUCUGAUUUGAGGAAUUUUUGGACAUGAUUUACUUCACAAAUUCAAAUUUCUUCCGAGAAGCAUUUUAUGUUGGGUGUGUUUCAGCAAAGAGAAGGCAACCUAAAAUAUAUUUGCAUGUCUGAUGAACUUACCUUUUGAAUAAAAACGGACUUUUAAGAUAUUGACAGUUUCUUUGGCUGUUAGUCAUUGUUUUCAAACCACUUUUGCAAAUUGAACAUUUUAAUCUCUUCUUCUCUCUAAAUCUGAAAAGGUAAUAAACUCGUAUUUUUUCAGUUGUGUUAUUUUUCUGAGAGAAUCUGGAGCAUUGUAAAGUAGAAAAUUAAAAAAAAAAAACAUUGGCCGAAGCAAUUUUACAACUUCCAAGGAUGUAAAAAAGUGUGACCAAGGCAGCAUUUGAGCUCACUUUAAAAAAAUAAUAGUGAAUUGUUCUCACUUUGGUCAGGUAAUGGCUGGUAACAUGGGUACAAUUGUGCAAAAUUGUUAAUCCCCUUUAAAGGCCUUACCGUUGGAGUUGACCACUUGAAAUCAUGAUAACAUUAAUUUAUUAAUCCUUUCACAAGACCUCACAAGUAAUCCUCAUUACUGUCUCCUAUUCAGUUCUUAUGAUGUUGGUUUGGAUCAACAAAUAACCCUCUAAUUGAUAUUUAUCUCUAUUCUUAUCAUUUGUUAGCUUGAUAUUGUAUUGAUAUUGUAAGGAGAAAUUCUGUCUUGAUCACUCAUGGGAGCUUAAGGGUUAAAUGAUGAAACUUAUUUAUUGGCUACAUAAUGGAAAUCAAAUGUAGAUCUUUCAUGAGCACUAUUAGAAGUGUGAAUAUAGGUUCAAUGUUUUUUAUGCUUUUACUGGCUGUAUUACAAAGCUGCUGUUGAAUGCUGUCUGAGCAAAAUUAAUGUGAAAUUAUGUAUGUAUUGGGACUGAUCAUGUAUGAACUGCAGCAAAGAAAUUGAGAGAUGAAAAUGCACUUGAGAACAUAAUACAAUGAUCAAAGAAGCCAGCUCUCAGCACGAGUCAUAGGUUUGUAGGUCUAUUUUAUAGGGGAUCACACCGAUAAUUGCAAGGAUGUGAAGGGAACCUCUUAAUACUUCUUCAUAAUGAUGUAUUGUAUAGAGUUUAUAUAGGCUUUUGAAACUGAGAGCAUCCAGAAUAGUGAGGCUUUUCCCUUCUUUGGUGAAGUUGUACUGUCUAAAAUGCAACAGGAAUUAAACUUUUUUGAGGUGGUUAAGUGUGUUUUAGAUGUGGGUUUAAACUAGUCCUUGACUAGUUUAAACAUUUAUGAAAAUUUACCAUGCGGUGGCAUGUACUUUUUUUUCCAAAUUUAGAAAAAUUGCAUAGGGUAAAAGGUAAGGUAAGGUAUUCUUGACUCUUGACUUUGUCUCUGAGAUUAUUCCCUUCACCUUCAGUGUGUAAUUGUUAAAUAAUUAUAUGCUCUCUGUUUUAGGAUCAUGUUUCCAUGGAGUCAUUACUAACUCCCUUGAAACCAGGAGAAGUACUACUGACUUCACCUUAUUCUGAAGCUUUGAAUGAUUUGAUCAACUAUGACUCAGAACUUACCAAUACUCCCACUUUGCCAUCUUCAAGCCCCAGUCAAGGGACCACUCAUUUGGAUAUUAGCCACAAGUUACCAACUAAGCUCUCUAAAAACCCAAGUACUUAUGAAAAAGAACUUCGCACACUGGUUUUGAAUCUGUAUUCAGAUAAGAAGAGAACCACUGAGGUACCCAUGCCAUCAGUCGAGAUGCCAACUUCAGCACAGGACUCUGUGGUGCAGGGACCACAUACUAAAGGGGCUCCAUGUAGGGUACCUCAGAAAGUGAAUGUCCCUCAGCCCCUUGAUAUGAUACAUUUGACAAUGCCUCAACAAGACUCUUUAGAAUCUAGGUCACUUGGAUAUUGUUCUCCAGAUACUGGUGUGAGUGAAUUCCAAGAGAAUGGCACACAGAAUCUUCAAGAGCUCCAGGGUUAUUUGGUCAACUUUCAGAGAAGCAAGAAAGGUACAGUUGAUUAGGUUCAAAUCAAGUUUUGUUGAAGUUCUUGAUAAUGAAGGUCUUCAGCCAAUGUUAAUGGAAUGCUGUAGUUACUUGGUCCAAAAGUGUGUUUGAGAGUAGUAGAAUCAUUUAACUUGAACUCUGAUGCUGACUUCAACUUUUGUUGUCACAACAUCUGUUAGUGUCACCUAGAAUAGUUCUUUUCAGGACUUCCCUCAUCUGAACCAUCAAACUACACAAGUGACUAUUACUUGGGAUCUUGAAUCAUUAACUAUGCUAAGAGCUAGAUGAGACAAGACUUUCUUUCAUACUAAAAUUACCAAUGCUGUCUACUUGAAUGUAACUUACUUGAUUUGGCAUUUGCUUGUGAACUGGACACAGUAUCUGUCUUUGUCAGUACCCGUGUUUCGUUGUGUCUUUCAACAGAUGUAUUUCAAAUCAAAUGGUACUUAAACACAAGUUAUGAUUUACAUAGUACCUGACACUCUCAAACAGAACAGAGAAAAAGAUAUCAGGUUAUUUUUUAUUUUAUGUUCACUUACAAAUAUUGCUGGACUUUUAUUGAUCUUCAGCAAAAAAUAAAAACAGUUGUAGUUAUUAACAUUGUUCGAAAUUUGAGAAGCCGUUCACCUUCAAUUUAAAUUGCUACAAACCUUGUAGCCCUAAAAUUUCCAUAACUGAGCACAAAUUUUCUUGCACCACAGAAUUUUCAUUCCGCCAUAACCUCUCCUCAGAUGAAAUGAAUUCACCAUGUGACGAUUCUGGGGUACAUCUCGAAUUUGCUGCGCCCUCCGAGACUGAUGUCUCCGAAAUAGAUGGUGUUACUGAUGGCAGAAACGGAUUAGCUGUGGAUAGUGGCAAGUUUUCGGACAUCAUGAUAGAGAGGCGAGAUCUAUCUUCAUCUGUUAAGGAGAAAGGUGUUGAAUGCAAAGGAAGUGCUUUUCUUGUUCCAGGUAUCGAAUUGAACUCCUCUGGGAAGCCUUGGCGUGAAUCUGUCACAAUGGGUCUGAAGUCUGAAGAGAUCAUUUUCAGUGGCGUUGACUUACCGAGAGGUGGCUCAGACCACGACGAGAGUGCGUACCUUGAAAUUACUGGUGAUGAGGUAAAAGAGAAGUCAUUGGUUGGAAAAGAUUAUGACGAAUUUGCUCUUCAACGUGCUGGUUUGGAAGGAAAGCUGCAGUCUUUACAAGAUGAAUUGGCUCAUGUUCUAGAGGACAGGAAGUCACUGCAGGUUAGAUUGCAAGCGAUAGAAACACAACUGCGGGAGGAGGUGCUCAAAGCGCGGGAUACUAACCCAGCUGCUGUGUCCCUAGUUGAGGAGCUGAAACGAAAUAAGUACGAGUUGGAAAAUCAGCUUGUCAAACUGCAGAACGCGUAUGAAGAAAAACAUGGCGGUCUAAAUGAGGCGCUGGAGCAGUUGAAGAGAUCCUGUGUUACCAUUCAAAAUCUUAAGCAGAAGCUGUCUUUAGUAGAGGGCGAAAUCAGUCAGCGGGAAGAAAUGGUGGGUUCAUUACAAAUUGAAAUGGAAAACCUAAAAAAACUGCUCGAAAAAGCAAAAGAGAGGAAUGAUAAAUUCAAGAAAGAGAAUAUGGAUUUGAAUGUACAGAUAGCAAGACUUAUGGAUGCCAAGGAAUGGCUUCAAAAACAGUUGGGUUUCGCUCAAGAAGCCCGCACAAAGUUACAGCUUGAAGUCAGUGAAUCUGAAACGACAGUUGCUGUUAAAAACCAACUUAUAGAGCAGCUGAGAUGUGAAGGCGCGAAAUCAAGUCGGGAACUCACUGAACUGCAACAGAGUUCACUCCUGGAGAAAGCGCAGAUUCUGAAGCACAUGGAGAAAGUAGAAGAGGACAUUACUCGACAAAACUUCGCCAUAAGGGAAGCAGAAAUUGAAAAACAGAAAAUGCAUAACGUUUUGGGAGCAAAAGUUGAUUCGCUUGUGAAUGAAAACAAGAAACUCCACGAGUUGAUGAGCUCCGCUGUAGAGAUCGAGAAGGAACUUGAUGCAGCGAAACAAGAUUUAAUUUCAAAACAAGCUUUACUUGAAACUAUAAUAAAAGAAAAAGAGGAAGUCAGGGAACAACUGAAGCUUGCACGUGAUUCCACCGAGGAGUACAAGCGAAAUCUUUACGAGUUGGAGUCAAAGUUCACUGAAACUAAACAAGAACUAAAACUCGCUCAAGACAAUAUUGGGGAAAAAGAAAGCCUCAUUGAAAAGCUGCAGGAAGAAAUAAAAAUUUUAAAAGAAAAUCUAGAAGUUGCCAAUAAAGAACGAGAAGCUUGUGACAAUGCUAUUCACACACUGAAGUUGGAUCUCGAGAAGGUUGAUCGCCGCUUCAAACUGAUGAAAAGAGAACUCACGUCCAAAACCAGUCAGCUGGAAGAAACAACACGACAGAAAGAUGUGUUCAUGGGUGACCUGUGCACACUGAGGGAGGGUUUGGAAAAUCAGGUUACUGUGGCUUGUACGUUGAAAGAAGAGUUGGCGCAGAAAGACAAGCUCGUUCAGCAAUUUCAAGAAGUAAAAGACGCCUUGGAAAAAGAGAUCGUUAGUUUGACCCAGAAGUUAGAAUAUUCGCAAGAAGAGAUUGCUCAAGUGGACAAGGAGAGGACGGAGAUCCAGAAACAACUUGAGAAGGCAAUGAGGUAAAUAGUGGUAUUCCAGAAUGGAAUAUUUAAGACUGAAAAUAACUUCCCCGCUGACGCCAGUCAAGUUGUCUGGUCAAAACCUAUUUUUGCUUGGUCACAACCCAGUUUUGGCCGGAGAAAUAGUGUAAGUCUGAUUUUAGGUACAAGUGCCUCAUUUUAAAGACUAGAGUCCAAUUUUAGAUACUAGUGUCCGAUUUCAAACACACGUGUCUCAUUUUAGACACUAGUGUUUAUUGUUAGACAUUAGAUUCCGAUUAUAGACUUUAGUGCCCACUUUUAGACACUAGAGUCCGAUUUUAGACGCUAGUGUUAGAUUUCGAUGUACGUUGCGGCGUAAAAUGCUUGGGAUGGUCGUGGACCUACCGAACUGAAUUUAUGGCACUUUUCUUAAAACUUAAAAGAUUAUCCGCCAAUCUUCAUGAUAAGAAGUCUUUGUAUCUGCGUAGAGGAUGUUAACGAUACAGGGAGCACUGUUGUGAACCGUACAUGGAUUUCCCCUCGCCGUCAGGGAAUCACCCAAGAGAAAAUUUGAAAACCAUACGGGCAAUUUUGAAUACCCAUUUUUGUGGAUACACAUGCGGUCUUGUUGUCUUUUGUUGUUCAUAUUCCCUUUAUUCCUUUAUCUUUAAACAGGGACAGUGUGCUAUUGGAAGAAAAGUUCCACAAUUCCCUGCUGGAACGAGCCAGAUUAGAAGGCGAACUGGAAACGACACGUCAGUCAGACCAGCUUGAGAGAGAUGCCCUGAAAAGUCAGAAUGCGUCGCUCAGAGACGAAAUCAAAACACAGAAAACACAGCUCCAGGCAGAAGUUACGAGAGAGCAUGAUAAAGUAAUAAAUCUUGAACAAGAGCUUAAAUACCUGACUGAUGAGAUUAUUAAAAAAGAAGGUAAACAUAACAAAGACUUACAGGCCUUUGCAGAAAAAUUACAAGAAAUGAAAAACAACAAGGAAAUGGCUGAACAAGAACUGAAAAAGCUUUAUGAUAAAACCGAAGAAAGUGUAGAUAAGCUGAAAAAAAGUUACGACGCAAAAUUGGAAAAAGUCAAAAGCAAUCUUGUGACUCUCCAACAGGAAAAAACUAAAAUGGCUCAAGAAUUUGAAUUAUCUCAGAAGAAAGUUACGUGUGAGCUUGGGAUCAAAGACAUAGAUCUGAGACAGAUGGGAAAAGAACUUUCAGUUUUGAAGAAGACGCUUAAAGAAAAGAACACAGAGUUAGAGAGAACGCAAUUUUGCGCGAUAGAACUUGAACGAGAAAAGGGUCGCCUGGCUGGAGUUUUAGCAAGUCAGAAGACCUUGCGAGAACACGUCGUUAAAAUUGAAGGUGAAAUAGCAGCUCGGGAAUCAGCCUUGCUUGAAGCGGCUAACGAGCUAGACAGAGUGAAAAUGGACAGAGAUUUACAAAUAAGGAUGGCAAAUGACAAGAUACAAAACCUGGAGGUUCAGUUGAAGACCAUGAGAGAAGAAAAGAACAACCUGCAAGACACUUUCAGAAAAGAAAGGCAGGAAAAUAUUGCUUUGAAAAGUGAGGUCGAGGAAAGUUCAAAUGGCUUUGCAGAGUUGAUGAAGAAGCUGAGCGUGGCUGAAGCGGAAAUUAAACGGCUGCAAGAGAAGCUUGACAAUGAAAGCAGUGAGGCGAAGAGAUAUCGAUCUGAACUGGAGGGGUUAAAGGAAAGCUUUGCAGAAGAACAAACUGAACGUGAAAGUUUGCAAAAGAGAUUGGAAGCUUUGUUGGAACAAGAGAAGGCUAAGGAUAGGAUAGCAGAGAGCUUAGAAUGGGAAGUCACUCGGCGAACUAGAGAGGUGGAAUACCUUAAGGAGCAGGUACGAGUCAUGGAGGAAAGGCAACAGUUGGAGAUGGAGAACUUGAAAACUGCCCUGCAAGUAUCUAGAAGCGAAACAACAUCGCUGCGUUCUGAGUUAUCAGAGUUGAGGAAAGUCAAAUGUACCUACCAAACGAAAACAUUUGAAUUGAAAGAUUCUCUUCUCUCCGUGAGACGAGUCACAGAGUCGCUAAAACAGCAGUUAUUCAUGAAGCGCCAGGAGUUGGAAUCCUUGGUAAAUGAUGUUUUGGCCUCUAGGAACCUUCCACAGCUGCAAGAGGAUAUUACAAAGAAAAGGGAAACCAUGUUUGGUAAUGAGAAAACGCAAGAGGAGUUAGAUGUAGCUAGUUAUACAUCUGCUGCCGUUAACAUUAGGUAAACAAUUGAUUUGCUCUAAAAUGAAUCCACGAUUUGUUCAGUGUUUGUUUCGAUUUGGUUUUGUUUUUCCUUCAGCUUUGCUUGUUUAUAGCUAGAUCUAUUUUCUUUUUACGAAGAAGAGUUGUUCGACCGAAAAAGUAAAGGGAAUUUCAAUGAAAACUUCGUUGAGACUCGUCAUCUUGUUUUUCAGGCCGAUUUCAAGUCUCCAAGAAUGCAUGUCUUCACUGAGGUAGGUAAACAGAGCUUCAUACCUAGACAUUUCAAUCGUGAUUACAUGAGGAAAUUGGCUCAGCUUGACAAAAGUAUUCGUGAUGAAUUAUCUAAGAAACACGGCGAAACCAACAAGUGAACGAGCCCGAAACAGGCUAUAAGAGUUGUUUAAGAAACACUUCAUAUUAUGGGAUAACUGACCUAUUUUCUGACUUACAUCUAUAUUUUCCAACGCUUUGCAUUUCGCAGGUCACAAAUCAGCAACCUACAGAAACAAAUGAACGAUCACGCAGACUCUGUGCAAACGGCCACCACGACUUGGAGGUAAACUUUGCUAGGGUUUUGCUUGUUCUUAGCGAAGUGCAACAAAUUGCCUCCUCUUAAGGGGAGGUCUUUCUUUGUCUCAUUCCAUUUAUUUUCCCUUGCUGUUUUUAUGGGUAUAGACAAGCUUCCUUUACUUAAGUUAUGAGCAAUUUUCUUUGAGUGUCAAAAAUAAUCCAUGAUUGUCUUUUACCUUUGACGGAAGUCUCAGUUAUCUAAUAUCCUAUUUAAGAUGUUCGUUUCAAUUUUCUUAAUACUUAUCAAAAGGGCCUUUGAUGUUUAUUUUACUUUUACUUAAACCACAAACGGGAUUGAGAAUGAAUACGAGCUUCAUACGUCCACAUAACUGACAAUCUAGAACGACACAAGUAUUUCAAUGUUGUGUGGAAUAAUGCACAAAUCAUUUUUGCGUAGACUACAACGUUUUACUCUGGUUAAUUUUGCAUCAAAACUUAAAAAGCCUCUCUAUUGUGUUCAGGAAGUGCAAACACAGGUCGGAUUCGUUUCACCGCUCGAUCGAAGUUUUAAUAAAAAUUGUCGGUUGAAUUAACUCACUGACUGACUGACAUAAACAAGAUGGCGAACAGCAGUCGCUUACAUGAAAUGUUACAUUGUAUCAUGCAAGUGGCGAGUCCGAAAGAUAAGAAGGUCAUUUUAAAAAAGUAUUGACGUAAAAUCAAAUAAAUUAGAAAAUUGAACAUGAUAACAGCGACAAAAACAGCAAAGAAGUGAUUGAAAGAAGAAACACGAUCGCCUCCCAUAUGGCUUCCUGUGAUAAGCAGAACUGUAGCACCAGUCUGAGUUAAUUGUGACCAACAUAAUGAAGUUAGGUCUUUGAGAAAAAUGUCUGCAUUUUUACAGUAAGAGAAGGAGUUAACUCACCGUUCAAGGACUUGUUUUGAUACAAUAUUUUUAAGAUGGCUCGUAACGCCCUUUCACUGACAAACCCGUGCAACAAUGUUAUCGACGUCGUCAACGACAGCUUCUAAUUUCCCGCUAAAAUAUUUGGCUGCUUUACACAUGCGCAUUGCUCAUACGCACAACACGAACUUAUCCUCGAGCCCAGAGCCUCCGUUUCUUUUGGAGGAUAUCGCAGAAUAUUUAAGAUCUAAGUUUGGUGUGUUCUCCGCAAAUAUUAAGCAACGGUCAGCAGUUUGUGGUUAGAAGUUAGAGGUUUCGAGAAUUUUAGCUUAUUAGAUCAACGUCGGCUUUCGCCUGAAAAAUAAAUCGACAUGUUCGCCGCCGUCUUGAAUUAUACAAAGGAUGAAGGUCCUUCUUUUCAAACACAAAAUGUGGUUAAGAGAUUGGUUUUCUAGUGUCCCAAACGGAUUGGCUACUAUGAAAAGACUUCAAACUCCCUUUCAAACUCUAACUGUUCAUCUUCAAUUUUUUUUCCAGGUCGUUCAAGGAAAAUGUGCAUCAACUGCAAGCAAGUUGCAAUACACAAAGCAGCCAACAGCUGACAGCCGAGAAGGACACUUAAGCACUCUUUCGACAAAUUUUUAACUCCUAUUAAUCGGUAGUGAAUUAGAUAACAGAAAAAAAUAAUAAUAAUCUAAAGAGCGCCCUCCAAGGCACCCUUUAAAUAACGUUUGCAAUGGAUUUACAAUUGUUUAAACAAGACUGAAAAAGUGUUUGAGAUACAUUUACGUACAGUAUUCCUUGAUGAAAGCUGACGGUUACUUCCUGGGCUUUUUAAGAUAUUAUCUUACUAUUUGUUGAUGAAAUUCCACCAAACAGACCUGAGUGUAAAGAAAGCACUAAAGCAAGUUGAACGGUUAGGAGGUGUUUUGAGAGAAAAACAACUCCAUUUGCUAUCAGAUAAACAAUGAAAAGGCAUUAUUUUAUUUCAUUGUGUAAUAUUAAUUUUCAUAUUUGAUCUUUGUAAAAAUAGAUAUCAUGGAAUUAUUAUUUUUUGUCUCAUUAGUCAACAAUUAAAUAGCAGAUAAACUUUAAUAAAUAAAAAUGAAUUUCAAUACAUUAUGUCAGUAUUUCAAUUAUUGAUGGCUUUCAGGUUAAAGUGCAAAGUUUAAAGUGCUGGGACGAGCUUAGUUGUAAGUAGUUUAGAUCAUUAAAAAAAUGUUUGCGUCACGCGUGGGUACCAGGCUACUUUAAAGUCUAACGAUCACCAGAACAACUUUGUUUCCAGGGUCACUCUUCUCACGGCCCCCUUCUUUCCGCUCCAAGUCUAGGGUGCGGAAAGAAGAGAGAUCUUGGGAUAGAGGUUGUUGAUUAAUUUUUGUUUCAGAAGAAAAACAAACAUGUUCUAUAUUGUGGGGAAACUUUAUGAUGAAAAA